This is a messenger RNA of Mesorhabditis belari, 849 nucleotides long. The record is from the annotation of a GenBank genome assembly. Lineage: Eukaryota; Metazoa; Nematoda; Chromadorea; Rhabditida; Rhabditidae.
AUGAAGGUUGAGAUCAAAGAAGAAGAGCUCCUCGAAGAACCGUCUUCAUCAUUGACGCUUAUCGAUGAGGGGAUCAUGGGUUUGAAAACAGAAUUCGAAGAGGAGAUACAAUAUCAAGAACUUGACGAUCUGAUUGAUGAUGACGAAGAUCUACCUGGAACCAGCCAAGAACAAGAACUCUUCCUAUCUCUUGAUCCGAUGAAAAACUCCAAGAAUGAACUAAUUCCUGAAGAAGUCAAUGGUAAAAAGAAAACCAAAAAAACUCGGACAAUAAAACAACCUCGUUACCAUAAAACGCGAGGGAAAUGCCCACCGGAUAUGUCGAAAAACGCUUAUUACUAUCAACGAUUGAAAGAUCGAAUGUCGGCAGAAGAAUGGGCGAUGAGACUACAGAAACAACGAGAUCGACGCCAACAAUUGACUCCAGAAAUGAAAGAAGAAAUAUUGAGAAAGUCGAGAGAAAGGAGAAAGGAAUUGAAAGCACAGCAGACACCUGAACAGAAAGCAGAAGAAGCGGCAAAGAUAUCGGCAAGGAAAGCACGUUUGUUGUCAAAUCCGGAGAAACGGGAAAAGUACAGAGAUAUUGCGAGAAAGCAUUAUUUGAAAAGAGUUAAGGUUGAGACGGAAGAAGACAAAAAUUUGAGGCGAAAGAGAGCGGCCGAGUUCAAGAGGAAUCGAGUUAAAACUGAAACGCCCGAAGAACGAGAGCUUCGAUUGUUGAAACUCCGAUUGGGUGCACAGAAACGGUAUGCUAGGCUUCGAUUGGAGAAAGAGCUUUUGAAAGAGACGGAGGAAAUCUUGGAGUUUGAUGAGAGUAAACCGGGAAGUUCAAAUUGUUCAACUGAUGUA